Messenger RNA from Vicia villosa (hairy vetch), 1201 nucleotides. RefSeq names its product 20 kDa chaperonin, chloroplastic-like. The transcript is spliced from 6 exons. Gene Ontology annotation, biological process: positive regulation of superoxide dismutase activity. Lineage: Eukaryota; Viridiplantae; Streptophyta; Magnoliopsida; Fabales; Fabaceae. Gene Ontology annotation, molecular function: ATP binding; transition metal ion binding; protein-folding chaperone binding. The record is from RefSeq and is a predicted model, not a curated record. Gene Ontology annotation, cellular component: mitochondrial matrix; chloroplast. Bases 164 to 928 code for a protein of 254 amino acids.
UAGUUAAUUCUAGAAUAGUCCGUUAUAGAUAAAACCCUCCCAUCCCAAUCUUCAUUUUUAGGGUUUUUAUUAUCUUCAAUUCUUUCAUUUCAAUUUCAACGCCACUCUCACACAAAACCCAAUCUUUUAUCUUCUUCCUCCUCCAACAACAAAUUAAGUGUAAAUGGCUUCUUCUCAGUUGACAGCAUCAUCAAUUUCUACCAGGAACGUUGCGUCCUUUCAAGGACUUCGACCUUCUGGAGUUCAGUUUCAUGGUGCUAGAAAUGUUAGAAUUGGUAACCCUGCACGAAGGUCCUUCAAGGGUGUGGUUGUCAAAGCAGCCAAUGUCGUUGCCCCCAAGUACACCGCAAUUAAGCCUUUGGGUGACAGAGUACUUGUAAAAGUUAAGGAAGCAGAAGAGAAGACAGAGGGUGGAAUUUUGCUUCCAUCAACUGCUCAAUCAAAGCCUCAAGGAGGUGAGGUGGUUGCUGUUGGAGAAGGAAAGACACUUGGAAAGAACCAAGUUGAUAUCAGUGUGAAGCCAGGCGCACAAGUUGUGUAUUCAAAGUAUGCAGGUACAGAGGUAGAUUUCAAUGGCGAGAAGCAUCUUAUUGUGAAGGAUGAUGACAUUGUUGGCAUCCUUGAAACCGAUGACAUCAAGGAUCUUAAACCAUUGAACGAUAGAGUCCUGAUUAAGAUUGAAAAAGCUGAGGAAAAAACUUCUGGUGGUUUGUUUCUCACAGAAGCAACCAAGGAGAAACCUUCAUUUGGAACAGUCGUAGCAGUUGGUCCAGGGUUCGUGGAUGAGGAAGGCAACAGAAAACCUUUGUCUGUUACUCCUGGGAACACAGUUUUGUACUCCAAAUACGCCGGUAAUGACUUCAAAGGAAAAGAUGGUUUCGAGUACAUAACAUUGAGGAGUUCAGAUGUCAUGGCUGUUCUCUCUUAGAAAAUGAACAUGCAUGAUCCACUCUUACAUAAGGCACUGCAAUUUGUUACUAGUUUUCACCUUGUUUUGAUCAGCAAAUGAUUCAAAUAAGGUGCUACUGGUUUUCUAGGCAUCUGAAUGUUGUGUUGGUGAGUUUGAAUUCAUGUAUCAAUUUAUAGUUCAACUCUCUUUUGUCAGUUAUUAGAUAAGAUCUUGUAUUACUCACUUCAGCAGCAAUAUUUGAGAAACAAACAGGAACUUUAUAUAUUCAAUGGAAUUGUCUAGAAUUAGCUA